This is a messenger RNA of Trichoderma asperellum CBS 433.97, 520 nucleotides long. NCBI's taxonomy places the organism in Eukaryota, Fungi, Ascomycota, Sordariomycetes, Hypocreales, Hypocreaceae. The record is from RefSeq and is a predicted model, not a curated record.
UAUCCAGUCGUCGAGAAAUUCGGUUUGCAACAUGCUUUGUGUAAGAGAAAUCUGAGAGGGCGAGAAGCUAAUAUUGUCCGAAUGCGGCAGGGUUUCCUAUUCAACCCCACAGCAUCUCUGCUACCUUGCAAGGAUUAUCCCAGACUCCAAGGUAGGGACCCUGCGACCGAUGCACACGAGGAUCUGUGGCUGACGGCUUGGAGCUUAGCUGCGCAGCCAAUCACACGCGGCCCUUUUCCAAAUCCCAGUCGCUGCGUGGCCGAUGUCGCGCUCAAGCUUCAACGCCAGCGAAGCAUGCUCUUCAAGGACGGGGACCCUAAAGUGGCACCGAGAGAUUUGGCGUCCGUGAGAGAGACCCAGCAAAGGAAUUGAUCUCAGCACCCGUUGCAGUCUACUCAAACAGCGCCAUUGUGAGGCGAUUGGUGCGAGAUUGUGUUGAGACAAUGGCAGUCCCGCCAAAAACCUGGCGCCAUACACCCAUCAGCCUGUGAUACCUCACGUCGUCAUGGCCACACGUGCC